This is a messenger RNA of Trichoderma harzianum CBS 226.95, 1095 nucleotides long. RefSeq lists its product as hypothetical. The transcript has a single exon. The record is from RefSeq and is a predicted model, not a curated record. NCBI's taxonomy places the organism in Eukaryota, Fungi, Ascomycota, Sordariomycetes, Hypocreales, Hypocreaceae. Bases 224 to 802 code for a protein of 192 amino acids.
UGCGGCAAAUGGCUUCAGAGACCAACGCGAGAGGGAAAAAAAGAGACUAAGAGAGGGCGCAGCGGAUGAGAAACAGGGUUCUGAACGCGCGAUGGGCUUCUGCUCUCUGGAUGGGCGUAAAAUAAACGAAAUGAAAUAAAGCCGCUGAAGGGUUGAUGCAGCUGCUCGUCGCCGUUUGGGGUGGCCUCGAAAAGGGCUCGUCGCUGGGGGGGGAAUUCUAGUUAUGGGGAUGGCCUCGCGGGGGGGCAGUUCGUGUGCCUUCGUCUGCUCUCAGCGUCCUUUGUUGCUGUGGGCGCAGCCAAACAAUCAGCCCGAAGUCGUCGCGUCUGGAAAGUCCCGUCAAACGGGCAGCCGUUGCGUUGCCGUGGGAUCGAUGCUGGAUCGAUGGACGAUGAUGGCUAUCGUCGGUCGUCGUUGGGCAAAAAGAGGUCGUCUUCUUGCGGAGAUCGUCAAAAGAGAGGCUUUGACGGGGUUCGCUUUUGUGUGGUGGGAGAGAGAAAGAGAAGAGGCAAGCCUUUUUUUUUCCUGGCCAGGCGAAAAAGAAGGGAAGAGUGGGUUCAGGUUUUGUGCUGGUGCUGGCCUGGGGCGGCGCUUGCAGUGCAGGCAGGGUGGCCUCCGCCAGCGACGGGGCGCCAUGGCCUGUAAUACAGCGCAUCCAUCGCCUCGAACAAGCUACAGCUGGCAGUGGGCGUCAAUUGAUAAGGCCAUGAAUGAUUCCGUCAACCUUGGGUCAGGUAGUUUCUGUGCGACCUGCCCAUCAAUCACUAUCUGCUGCUAUCUGUCCAUCUUUGCACGACACUGAUGCACGCGAAAUAUCAAUCCCAAACGCAAUCCCACGUGCCACAAGUUAUGUACAAACACCGCACGUCAAUCCCCAGACAAAAACCCAACAUACCCGAAUCAUAUCCCAUCCGUGCAAUCUUCACUCAGGAGAUGAAUGGAAUGCACCCGCCAGGGACCCCCCCAAGAAAAACGCCCGUGUCCAGGCUCUGAAGCGGCCUGCUAGCGGCCCCCUCCUCGCCGAACUUAGUUUUCCCUCCAGGGCCGGGCCAGGUUCCAUCCAGGUCCAGCCAGGUCAGGUAAGCUGUCGUGAGA